Dentiscutata heterogama is the source of this 494-nucleotide messenger RNA. The record is from the annotation of a GenBank genome assembly. NCBI's taxonomy places the organism in Eukaryota, Fungi, Glomeromycota, Glomeromycetes, Diversisporales, Gigasporaceae.
AUUCAAGUUGGUUCUAAAAUAACGUCACAAUUUUUUUAUCGUCUUGCAAUUUUUUGUGCCUCUCACCGGACAUUGGUAAUAGUUCUAGCAAUCUUUACAUUUCUACCUUUGUGCUAUCCUGCCUUCGAUACUUAUUACUUAAAUCCUGUGAGAGAUGUCAGCAAUACGCUUUUUUGGGAGACACCUUCAUAUAGGUCACAAAUAUCGAAGGAAAAUUUCGUUAAAAAAUAUGGCAUUCAACCUUCAUUUCGCAUAGAGCAGGUUAUAAUAAAGAUGGCUAACUCGAAAAAAUAUAAUAAAGGUGGCAAUGUUGGUGUUUUAGAAAAAGACUUAUUAUUAUGGACUUUAUGUCUGCAAGAAAGAAUAAUGAAUACUGUUGUAAUGUAUUCAAGCCAGCCCUCUUCAUUGGUUACCGAAAAUUAUACCCUUUCGGAUAUAUGUCUCAAACCUCUUGAUAGCAAUACAUGUUUGGUCCAUUCACCACUUGAUUAUUG